This is a messenger RNA of Botrytis deweyae, 3559 nucleotides long. RefSeq lists its product as uncharacterized. Gene Ontology annotation, cellular component: Pwp2p-containing subcomplex of 90S preribosome; small-subunit processome. Lineage: Eukaryota; Fungi; Ascomycota; Leotiomycetes; Helotiales; Sclerotiniaceae. Gene Ontology annotation, molecular function: protein binding. Bases 172 to 3291 code for a protein of 1039 amino acids. The record is from RefSeq and is a predicted model, not a curated record. Gene Ontology annotation, biological process: rRNA processing. The transcript is spliced from 3 exons.
GGGAUUAAUUGAUUACAUGGUAUCGUAUCGUAGAAGAAAAAAAAAAGUUCACCAUCCAUACUACGACAGAAAUAUUGAUUUUUUUGCAUCAUAUUGGUUCCCGUCAAGAACACCGGCGCAAACAACAAGCAAGCGCAUUUGAUAUAGGAAAUAGUGUUUGAACUUGUUAAGAUGCCUUCAUCGCUUGCUACUAAUGUUCAAGAUGGUCCAAUUGUAAAAAGACAAAAAUUGGACGUUACCGAUGCGCCCAAGAAAACUUUGAGAGAAUCGAGAAUCUUUACUCCAUUUCGUACAAUUGGUCUAGUAUCUUCAACUGCCGUUCCCUUCACUUCGAUUCCACUCGGCAAAACCACAUUUCAAAUCACAACCUCCGUAGGAAGAUGUUUACAAACGUACGACCUCAAAAGAGGACUCAACCUAGUCUUCCUCACCAGGCCACAGACACCAGCAGAUAUAACCGCUACAAUAGCAUGGAAAGAUAAAGUCUUCGCCGCAUGGGGAGGUCAGGACGAAGAUGGUAACCAGGGUCUCUGCGUAUUCAAGAGAGGAAAGAGGAUUGAGGAAAUACCACUCCCAGCAGAUCUAAAGGAGCCAAUCAAGCAGAUUUUGGUCUUUGGCACCUGGAUAGUAGGAUGCUGUUCAACCAGGAUAGAAGUCUGGAAAACCUCGACAUACGAACACUAUACGACUUUGCACACUACCGCGGCGCAGAAAGGUGGAAACGAGAUUACUGGAGGAAUCUGUAAUAUGCCAACAUAUCUGAAUAAAAUAUUCGCUGGAAGGAAAGAUGGUGGAGUUGAGAUAUGGAAUGUCAGCUCCGGGAAACUGAUCUACACCCUGUUACCACCAGGUCCAAACUGUGGAGCUGUAACCGCUCUACAACCCACACCAGCAUUAUCUCUUCUAGCGAUCGCAUACUCCGAAGGUCCUCUGAUAAUUCAUAAUGUGCGAACAGAUAAGACAGUCAUCCAUCUCAAUGGCGGAUCUGAGUCCACUAUCACUUCAAUAUCUUUCCGGACAGAUGAUCUUGGAGCUGGGGAGGAUGGUAAAAAGCCCGGUGUAAUGGCUACUGCAGGACCCGACAAUGGCGAUGUGACAUUCUGGGAUCUUAAUGGGGGUGGUAGAGUUAUGGGUGUUCUUCGAGGUGCCCAUAAUCCACCUUCUGAAUCUGGCGCGACAGUUAGUGGAGGAUUGAGCAAGGCCGAAUUCCUCUCUGGGCAGCCUGUCCUAGUCACCAGCGGCUUGGAUAACUCUUUGAAAUCUUGGAUCUUCGAUGAAUCGCCCUACUCUCCAAUACCACGAAUUUUGCACUCGCGCAGUGGGCACGCUGCGCCAGUCACGCACCUUCAAUUUUUACCUACUGAUGCGGAUGGUGCGGACGCAGGUGGAAAAUGGCUGCUAAGUGCUGGUAAAGAUCGAAGCUUGUGGGGAUGGAGUCUUCGAAAGGAUGGACAAAGUACGGAAUUGAGCCAAGGAAAUAUACGAAAGAAGGCGAAGAAAAUGGGUAUACUAGCCCAAUCUACAUUGGCAAAUGAGCCUAGCACGACCCUUGAGGAUCUUAAAGCACCGGAAAUUGUAUGUCUGGCAUCGUCAUUAAAUCGAGACGGUGGAAUGGGUGCACAUCCUGGAACUGGGGCGAUUUGGCAAAAGGGCCAUCUGCAAAAGAAGGGUACAGAUGCGACAGCAAGUGGGGUCACGGGAUGGGAAAGCGUGGUCACUGGUCACAAAGAUGACAAAUUCGCCCGAACAUGGUUUUGGGGAAGGAAGAAGGCGGGACGAUGGGCAUUUGAGACUGGUGAUGGUGGAAAUGUCCGAAGCGUUGCUAUCAGUCCAUGUGGCACCUUUGCAGUUGUUGGAUCAGAAACUGGUGGACUCGAUAUGUUUAACCUUCAGUCUGGUCUUCACCGACAACGAUACCCCUCAAAACUUACACCCGCACAAGCAAGAAAAUUAAAAAUUCAGCAAUUACAGGCUGCCGAGACUGGCAAGGAGAUAUCUUCCGAGACGGUAAAGAACUUUCAACCUGGACUUGGUAAACACAGAAAAGCGGUAACGGGCGUGGUUGUUGAUUCACUGAACCGCAAUAUCAUCAGUUGCUCUCUCGAUGGCAAGAUUAAAUUCUGGGAAUUUGGAACUGGUAACCUUGUCGAUGAAAUUGAUUGGUUCCCAAUGGUAUCUAUCACAGGAAUGAGAUACCAUGCGCCGAACGAUCUCAUUGCUGUCUCGUGUGAUGAUUUGUCUAUUCGAAUUGUUGACAUCGAGACCAAAAAGACCAUCAGAGAAUUAUGGGGGUGCCAAGGGGGUAUCAAUGAUAUGUGCUUUUCUAAUGAUGGACGAUGGGUCAUUGCAGCCUCGAAAGACUGCGUGGUUCGAGUUUGGGAUCUUCCGACUGGCCAUCUAAUUGAUGCAAUGCGAAUGGAAACUCAAUGCACUGCGCUCGCCUUUUCUGGAACAGGAGAAUUCCUAGCCACGACAUGCGCAGGACAAGUUGGAGUCAAUCUCUGGAACAACAAAACUCUUUUCACACAUGUUCCUACUCGACAUAUAUCCGAGAAAGAAAUUGCUUCUAUCACGGCACCAACUGUUUCCGGUGAAGGUGGCCAUAACGUCAUUGAUGGCGCAUUCCAAGAUGAGGAUGAGAGUGCUGAGGAUUCUGCACCUGCUUUGUCGCUGGAUCAACUAAGCAAAGACAUGAUGACUCUCAGUGUGGUUCCAAAGAGUAGAUGGCAGACUCUGAUUCAUCUAGAUCUUAUCAAAGCUCGUAACAAGCCCACAGAAGCACCAAAAUUGCCAGAAAAGGCACCCUUCUUUCUUCCAUCAAUCGACUCCGCGGCAGGUCCAUCAACUCAAGAAGAAAAAUCGACAGAUAGCGCCGCCGAAAGAUCACGCAUCAUGAAACUCGACCGCAUUGCUGCCGAACGCUCCUUUACAGUGACUCUCCGAUCUGGCGGCGAGUCAGGUGAUUAUACACCAUUCAUCGACCAUCUCAAAACUCUCUCUCCAUCCGCUGCUGAUCUUGAAAUCCGCUCCCUCUCACCUACUUCCAACGAAUUGAUCCACUUCAUCCACGCACUUACUUCACGUCUUUCACAAAAGAGAGAUUACGAAUUAGUACAAGCAUGGAUGGCUGUAUUCUUAAAAUUACACAACGAGGAAGUAGCUAGUAGCGAGGAGCUGAGAAAUGCAGUCAUGGAAUGGAAAACGCAACAGGAGAACGAAGGUGCGAGAUUGGGAGACUUGGUAGGUUGGUGUGGAGGUGUGGUGGGAUUUUUGAGAAGCCCUAGAACUUAGGAUGUGCUGUUUGAUUUUUUGUAUAAGAGCGGUGGUAGAUUUGCAGAGUUUAAGAUCCUACGUACCUAGCUAAUGUCAUGGAAAGAUGUAUAUCUGCACGUGUUUGCUUUCUGUUAAGAAGCUUUGGUUCUUGAUUUUUUGGUACGAAUUAAGAGUUUCACUCUCAAAACUCAAAUAAGAAAAGUCCGGAAUUUUUACAAUCAAAUGAGAUAACAAUAUGCAAUAUCUCAACAUCCGCAUUGCGUGCUCACUAACAACGAGAUCCACC